GGUUAUAUUAGAAGGCUGGCGAGGGCGCUCAGUUCAGCUGCCGCGUCUACUUUUACCUUCUAGACUGGAGGCACCGGAUCGGGACCUUGAAAGAGGCGUGGCUUAUGAAUAUUAAUAAACUCUGCCGCGGUUGCCACGGCGAUGUAGUAAUUAUUAAUGAGGCUGCUCGACCAUUGGCGGCCGGGGUCAUGAAUUAUUCAGCAGCCAGCCGUCAGGCGUGAGAAGCUCUGCUGGUUCGGCCGGCAUAGUUUACGCGCGGGCGGGUGGGGGAGGGCGGAGUAAGAGACCGGGGCUGCCAAGAUGGCGACGGAGCGGAGUCGCUCCCCGAUGGGGAGCUCGCCGAUACCGGCCUCCAUGUUCGCCCCAGAGCCCGCCCCGUACAGUGGGGCCGUCGCGGCGGCUUCCAGGCCUCAGUGCGGCGUCCCGGACUCGGACUGCAGCGAAGACGGCGAAGUGCUCAAUGGGGAGCCCGAGCUCGAUCUCACUAGCAAGCUAGUAAUGGUGAGCCCAACAUCAGAACAAUAUGAUAGUUUGCUCCAGCAAAUGUGGGAGAGAAUGGAUGAAGGCUGUGGGGAGACUAUCUAUGUCAUUGGACAAGGAUCAGAUGGGACGGAGUAUGGGCUCAGCGAUGCAGACAUGGAAGCUUCUUAUGCUACAGUGAAGAGCAUGGCAGAGCAAAUAGAUGCGGAUGUGAUCCUCUUGCGGGAGCACCAAGAGGCAGGCGGCAAAGUGCGUGACUAUCUGGUUCGGAAGCGUGUGGGUGACAAUGAUUUCUUGGAGGUCAGGGUAGCAGUGGUUGGCAAUGUGGAUGCUGGAAAGAGCACUCUGUUGGGCGUUCUCACCCACGGUGAGCUGGACAAUGGACGUGGCUUUGCCCGACAAAAGCUUUUCCGCCAUAAGCACGAGAUUGAGUCGGGCCGUACCAGCAGCGUGGGCAAUGACAUCUUGGGCUUUGACAGUGAAGGCAAUGUCGUGAACAAGCCUGACAGCCAUGGUGGAAGUUUGGAAUGGACAAAGAUCUGUGAGAAAUCAACAAAGGUCAUAACUUUCAUUGACCUGGCUGGGCACGAGAAGUACCUGAAGACUACAGUCUUUGGCAUGACCGGGCACUUACCUGAUUUUUGCAUGCUAAUGGUUGGCAGCAAUGCUGGAAUAGUUGGGAUGACCAAAGAGCACCUGGGCUUGGCACUAGCACUCAAUGUUCCCGUUUUUGUGGUGGUGACCAAGAUUGACAUGUGUCCUGCCAAUAUUCUGCAAGAAACUCUGAAGCUAUUGCAGAGACUUCUGAAGUCCCCAGGAUGCAGGAAGAUCCCUGUCCUGGUCCAGAGCAAGGAUGAUGUCAUUGUUACAGCCUCCAACUUCAGUUCUGAAAGGAUGUGCCCAAUAUUCCAGAUUUCCAAUGUCACUGGUGAGAACCUGGAAUUGCUUAAGAUGUUCCUCAAUCUUCUGUCUCCACGAACCAGUUACAGGGAAGAAGAGCCUGCAGAAUUCCAGAUAGAUGACACUUAUUCUGUUCCAGGUGUUGGGACAGUGGUGUCUGGAACGACCCUAAGAGGCCUGAUCAAGUUGAAUGACACCUUGCUCCUGGGUCCAGAUCCACUGGGUAACUUCUUACCCAUUGCUGUGAAGUCCAUUCAUCGCAAACGCAUGCCAGUCAAAGAGGUGCGAGGAGGCCAAACCGCCUCCUUUGCUCUGAAAAAGAUCAAACGCUCCUCUAUCCGGAAAGGCAUGGUGAUGGUGUCUCCUCGGCUAAAUCCUCAGGCUUCUUGGGAAUUUGAAGCAGAAAUUUUGGUACUGCAUCAUCCAACCACCAUCAGUCCACGUUAUCAGGCAAUGGUGCAUUGUGGCAGCAUCCGCCAGACAGCCACUAUCCUCAGCAUGGACAAAGACUGUCUACGCACAGGAGAUAAGGCCACAGUUCACUUCCGUUUCAUCAAGACUCCAGAGUACUUGCACAUAGACCAGCGGCUGGUCUUCCGUGAAGGACGCACCAAAGCUGUGGGUACAAUCACAAAGUUACUCCAGACCACAAACAACUCUCCAAUGAACUCCAAGCCCCAGCAAAUCAAGAUGCAGUCAACAAAAAAAGGACCCCUGACGAAGCGAGAGGAGGGGGGAGCCCAGGCUGGCAUGACAGCAGGGAGUCCCACCGUGGCAGAUGAAGCCGUUUCGGCGGGAGCAGCCCCCACAACUCCUUCCAGCACCCAACAACUGCAGCCUGCACUGGAUGAAGAGCCUCCCAACCGGGAGGGCAAUAAGGCAAAGGCUGGAGGAGGAGGCAGGCGACGUGGAGGCCAACGCCAUAAAGUGAAGUCUCAGGGAGCUAUUUUGACUCCUGCGGGUGGCUGCUGAACACCUUUUUAUUCACGAAGGAAUUCAUCCCUCCCCACCGUUUCUUAAAAUCCAAAAAACCCAGAGCAGCAUAACCAAAAUCCAUCCCAGCCGGUCUGCUGCCUUGGGCUUGCUUUCCCCUCUCAUGGAGGGGGAGUGACUGGGAACGAGGGGUUUGCAACUUAAGCUAGCCAAGGCGACAAAAGCACACAUGGGACUGACCAGCUGCUGCCACCUCCCUCUGCCCCCAAACAUUUUGUACAUCGUGAGCUCUUGGUCAUGGUUUGUAUUAGUUUUUAUAUGGGUGUGUGUGUGUGUGUGUAUGAGGCAUUGGGAGAAUACAGAUAUACAGAAUAAGGCGCCUGCCUCCUGUCCCCCACCCCCCAUCCUUUUUUUAACUUACCCUGUGUCUGUGAUCAAUCCCAGGCCUUGGAGAGUAAGAAUGUGCAAGUUGCUUGGGAAGAGGCAGCCCUUCCUCCCCUCUGGCAGGUGGUGCCAAAUCAGUGCUAGGCCUUCCCUCUUGUCGUGGAGCAGUGAUUGCAGUGGCUGUUUAGCAUGAAGGGAACCCGGGCCUCCAACCAGCAGCUCCCCAAAGGAUGGAUUCCCAUUAGAUCUUGUAUCACUCAUAGACUUGCUUAAGAAGCUGGUGGUGGUGGUAGCCACAAAAGCACUCUUUGCUCCUUCCUGAAGGUAAGGCAGGUGGAUGUGGGAACUUCAGUUUGAGGCAGGAGAGUUUAUUUCAAACCCUUCUUGUUGGUUCUUGUUGUUAAGAGCUGAUAGCUUAUAGAGCCAGUCGCAGGUGCCCCCAUGUUCUGGUUUUGGGAACCAGCAACAUGGCAUUCAAAUUGGGGUGGGGAGGUGGAAGGAGCUGGCAUUUUCUUGUUCUGCUUCAUCCCCAAGGUUUCUAGACCCUUGAUGGCCAGAGCAGAGAUCAGACACUGUUUAUGGUGUCUGCUCCUGCCUGCGCAUACAUGCAAUGCAAGAAUGUGAUGCUCUUUUCACAUGAAUGCUCUCUGCCGCUUCCCUCAUCACCAGCCUUUUCUCCACAUCUUAACUGUGGCAUGAUGGUAAUGGGGACUUGGGGCUGUCUCUUCAAAAACAGGCAGGAGUUAACUGGAACCAGCAUUGAGCUGGACUUUCAAAUUAGGACACAUGGUUGGAUUUUAUAAUUUUGAUAGAAGACAUUUGCAGCUUCUUUUCAAGAUAAUCAUUCUGAAUUGAUGUGCUAUUUUUAAACCAACAUCAUGGGUUUUAUUAAAAAAAAAAAACCAGUUCUCUGGUUUGUAAUGUUUUAUCUCCCCCACCCCAUGUUGCUGUCUCAAACUUUCUUCACCUUAACCAUGUUUUGAGUAAUUGAGUUCCUUGGAAAUUAAAAGAGCAUUGGGGAACA
Messenger RNA from Hemicordylus capensis (graceful crag lizard), 3721 nucleotides. RefSeq names its product GTP binding protein 1 (gene GTPBP1). Gene Ontology annotation, molecular function: translation elongation factor activity; GTPase activity; GTP binding. The transcript has 13 exons. Lineage: Eukaryota; Metazoa; Chordata; Lepidosauria; Squamata; Cordylidae. The record is from RefSeq and is a predicted model, not a curated record. Gene Ontology annotation, biological process: translational elongation. The coding region runs from base 301 to 2352 and encodes 683 amino acids.